Messenger RNA from Gryllus bimaculatus (two-spotted cricket), 986 nucleotides. The record is from the annotation of a GenBank genome assembly. Lineage: Eukaryota; Metazoa; Arthropoda; Insecta; Orthoptera; Gryllidae.
GAAGCAUUCGAAGUGGCUGUUCACCAUCUACGAGGAGGUCUCCCUGAUUUCGGAAUUCCUACUUUGGAGCCUUUUGUGAUCCCGCAGUUGGUUAUUGGAGAUUCAAACACUGACGCCCCAGUAAACUUACAUAUCAAUUUUUCUGAUAUUAAUGUUUAUAACCUUCCUACUGCAAGAAUUUCAAACAUUAAGUUUGAUUAUGAGAAUUUGCGUAUUAAUGCACAUGCACAGGCGGAAAAAGUCUUCGGAGUAGCCAACUACAUAAUGGACGGGCGAAUUCUGCUUAUUCCCGCAAAGGGCGAAGGCAAAGUAUACCUUAAUUUAACAAAUUUGGCUGCAGACAUUACUAUUAAUGGAGAAAGACAAAUGAAGAAGAAUAGAGAUCACAUGAAAGUUAAAGAUUUUACAUUCAAAAUCACUAAUGCCGACAAAUUGGAAAUGCAGUUUGACAACCUCUUUAACGGCGACAAGACUCUUGGAACCUCCAUCAAUAACCUUGUCAACGAGAAUUGGAAGGAAAUUUGGUCCCAGCUCGAGACUCCUCUGGAAGAAAUUUUCGGUUACACCUUUAAGGAAUAUUCGCGCCGAAUCUUUGACAAGGUUGCAUUGGAUGAUGUCUUCCUUCCCCCUUCAAGUUAAUUGCCUGGAAAGUAAUAUUUGGUGAAGCUGUCGGACCAUAUUUCCCAAAAAACUUCAUCGAUUCAUCUAAUGCUAUUAUAAAUAAUUGUAAUUAUAAUGACAUUGAACGGCUGUCGAGUACAUUUUUUAUUAGAAAUUGAUGUUUUAUCUCAUAUAAUAUUAUAUGAUAAUUAAAGAAAUGAGAAAAUGUAGUAUUCCUCUGCCAAGUAAAUGUUGAUUAUGAUCUCGAUGACUGCCAGUAAGAAAUGGCUGGUGACUUUGUAAUAGCAUAUUUCAAAAAUUAUAUUUAUAUACACAUGUAAUGCUAUUACAUAUAUUUGUAAUUGCAUGUCAAUAAAUGCCUUUUA